CGGCCAACCCAACCAUGAACGAGAACCGUAGAACGCCGGCCGAGGCAGGCCCGCGCGAGCUUGUGAUAGAAGAGCCGUAUAGAGAAGGGGAGAGGAAACAAGAGGGAGAGAGUUUUCGCGGAGCCGUUAAGCCGCCUGCCUUUCCUCCUCCGAGGCCGGCUGCUCCACCUAAUCCCCUUGGCGGCCCCCUCCCCCAGUCCUACCACCACCACCCGUCGAUGGCGGACGUCAAGCAGCCGCCUGACUCGUCCGCGAAGGCCGCGCGGCUGCCGUCCCCCACCGCGGCGGCGGCAGUGGCGGCGGCGGCGGCGCCCAACCGAGGCGGCGCCAGCUCCAAGGCGCAGCUGAUGGGGCGGUACGAGCUGGGGCGCGUCCUUGGCCAAGGCACUUUCGCCAAGGUGUACCAUGCGCGGCACGUGCAGACCGGGGAGAGCGUGGCCAUCAAGGUGCUCGACAGGGAGAAGGCCGUGCGGAGCGGCCUCGUCACGCAUAUCAAGCGCGAGAUCGCCGUGCUCCGCCGCGUGCGCCACCCGAACAUCGUGCACCUCUUCGAGGUCAUGGCCACCAAGACCAAGAUCUACUUCGUCAUGGAGCUCGUCCGCGGCGGGGAGCUCUUCUCUCGCGUCUCCAAAGGCCGCCUCAAGGAGGACAUAGCGCGCCGCUAUUUCCAGCAUCUCAUCUCUGCCGUCGGAUUCUGCCACGCCCGCGGGGUCUUCCACCGGGACCUCAAGCCGGAGAAUCUCCUCGUCGACGAGAACGGCAACCUCAAGGUCUCGGACUUCGGCCUCUCCGCCGUCGCCGAGCCGUUCCAGCCCGACGGUCUCCUACACACCUUCUGUGGCACGCCGGCCUAUGUCGCUCCCGAAGUGCUCGGCCGCCGCGGAUACGAAGGCGCCAAGGCAGACAUAUGGUCAUGCGGUGUUAUCCUCUUUGUGCUCAUGGCCGGAUAUCUUCCUUUCCAUGACAAGAACCUCAUGGCCAUGUACCGUAAGAUUUACAAGGGAGAGUUCCGGUGUCCAAGGUGGUUCUCCAAGGACCUUACCAGCUUGAUGACGCGCUUUCUUGACACUAACCCCAGCACAAGGAUCACCUUGGCAGAGGUCAUGGAGGACCGUUGGUUCAAGAAAGGCUUCCGGCCAGUCAAGUUCUAUAUUGAGGAUGACCAGCUGUACAACGUGAUAGAUGCUGAGAAUGAUGUGCUGGACUUGGGGCUUGCUGAUCCUCUUCCUCAACCAUUGCCACCUUCACCUCGCCAAGAGAUUGAUGCCGAUGACUCAGGAUCGGAGUCUGACUCAUCAGUUGUAUCCUGCCCUGCCACAUCCUCAUUUGAGGAGCACCAGAGGCUCCGUGGACCACUUCCGCGCCCUGCAAGCCUUAAUGCAUUUGAUAUCAUAUCAUUCUCCAGGGGAUUCAACUUGUCAGGGCUGUUUGAGGAAAAAGGGGACGAGGUGAGAUUCGUCUCGAGUGAGCCGAUGUCUGAUAUUGUAACGAAAUUGGAGGAGAUUGCAAAUGUGAAGAGCUUCUCGGUGCGGAAGAAGGAUUGGCGGGUGAGCCUGGAGGGUACAAGGGAAGGAGUUACGGGGCCACUAACAAUUGGCGUGGAGAUAUUCGAGCUCACACCGUCCCUUGUAAUGGUGGAGGUAAAAAAGAAGGCAGGGGAUAAGGAAGAGUAUGAUGAUUUCUGCAACAAGGAAUUGAAGCCAGGAAUGCUGCAUCUUGUGCACCAGAUGGUUCCAGCUCCAAAUAUACCUACCAAUGCUGAGUAGAUCGAAAGGCUUUCAAGGUUACAGGCGCCCCCCCCUGGAUCUAAUGCUGAUAGGAGCGAGUCCUCCAGGCGGAGUGAGCAGAGGCAAGAGUUGAGUGCAACUGACAAGAGGAUCCUUGUAGUGGGAGGACAAAAACCUGACCAGUUCUCGGGCACCUUUGAUGAUGAUCAUAUAAGACUUCCUUUGUCGGGAGACCAUAAUGUUGUUUGUGGUGGUAUUGUGGCUGUGUAUAUUCCGGUUGGUACCGUGGUAGCUGCUAAAUGACUUAAUUAGCUUGUUGUGUACCGGUGCUGUUGGUUUUCAGCAAAAUCGAAGGAUUUUGAGUAAUCGUUUAUUCAGGACCCAACUGAUUGAUGAAUAAAUUGGCUGCAAUGCGCAUCCUUGGCUCUGGCA
Molecule: messenger RNA, 2159 nt
Organism: Brachypodium distachyon (stiff brome)
Lineage: Eukaryota; Viridiplantae; Streptophyta; Magnoliopsida; Poales; Poaceae
Product: CBL-interacting protein kinase 19
Exons: 2
Coding region: 15-1766 (583 amino acids)
Biological process (GO): signal transduction; protein phosphorylation
Molecular function (GO): ATP binding; protein kinase activity
Source: RefSeq, a predicted model, not a curated record